GGGAGACAACCCGAUCGCAGCGGUUCCAUAGAGGGCGAGAGACUACAAUUUCUCUUCAUCGGCUGUCCCCACAACCGAUAGGGAAAGAUGGCUCGGGAUAUGUCAGACAUUGACAUCCUUAAGAUGGAGCUGGAACAGCUGAAGAAAGAGGUCUCAACACCCAGGGAGCCUGUGUCCAAGACAUCCAAGGACAUCAUGGAGUGGUGUGAGGCUGCGUCGGGCACCGAUCUCCUGAUAACAGGAGUACCAGAUGAUAAGAACCCUUACAAGCCUGAGAAGGGAGGCUGCAUGAUCACCUAGCUCGCCUGGGGAC
Messenger RNA from Salvelinus fontinalis (brook trout), 313 nucleotides. RefSeq names its product guanine nucleotide binding protein (G protein), gamma transducing activity polypeptide 2a (gene gngt2a). The transcript has 3 exons. The coding region runs from base 88 to 300 and encodes 70 amino acids. Gene Ontology annotation, molecular function: G-protein beta-subunit binding. NCBI's taxonomy places the organism in Eukaryota, Metazoa, Chordata, Actinopteri, Salmoniformes, Salmonidae. Gene Ontology annotation, biological process: G protein-coupled receptor signaling pathway. Gene Ontology annotation, cellular component: heterotrimeric G-protein complex. The record is from RefSeq and is a predicted model, not a curated record.